AAUUAUUUGAGUAAACUGUCGAAGCUAAACCGAAUCAAUCUAAACUCCAGUUCAUAUUACAGCUACUCGCCUGAAAUUUAAAUUGGUGUUGAAAAACAGGAGAUUGCACUGUUCAGCUUUAAUGCUAUUCGCUGAAGCCGUUGAUAAUAGCAAAAGUCUUGAUGUUACAUAUUGUCGCAUCAAAGAGACAGGAUCGUGUCACAUUAAUGUGUACUCGGAUACUAUUGAGAUUCAGAAUGCCAAUGAAACUCAUCAAGUGACAUUAAAUGGAUUGAAUAUAUCGUGCAUGACAUGCAAAAAUCUUUGUCAAGUUAAUGACAGAACUUUGUCGUGCAGAUUUAAUGCAUCGUAUAGCAGUCAGACCUGUGACAACAUAACUAAAUUAAGUAAAGUUAAGAGUAACCUUACUGCAGCUGAUUCGAUUCUUUGCAAAUUUUGUCAACAGAAGUUAGGAAAUAUAAAAGAUGUUACUUGUACUAAUAACUUCCAGAAAUUUAUCACUCUCGAGGAGGAAGGUUUAUGCAUUGAAGAUGGCUACUUCUGUCAUCCAACUUCUAAAAGCACUGAGGACUUGGCCUCUAACUCCGUUAAUACGCAGACUUUUCCAGUUAAUUUAUAUUUGGCUUCUCCAUCUAGCUGUUUGUUCACUGGUUUAGAACUAAUGAUAGAUCGUUCGUUGAUUGAACCACAGUCCAUUCAAUCCAAAGGGAACGAUUUCUUUCAUUGUUCUAGUUGUUUAAUGGCUUUGGGGAAAAAAGUCUUGUCUGGCUCUCAAGAAUACUUUGUAUUUUGGGCUAAUUGUUUAAGUUUACUAAUUAGAGAAAAUGAUAUUGAUGGUGAUUUUAUUGGUUACAUUGAAAAGCCAUUAAUAGCUGAUGAAAUGGAAUUUUAUAGCCUUCUAGUUGAAAAUUUAAUAAAAAAUACUCAAUAUCGUGUUAUUUUAUCAGCUAUCACGUGGGAUGGACCUUUAGACUUUAUGUUACUUUGGUUGCCUGACCAAAAAAUAAGAUUAUAUACAACUGCUUUACAAGAUUGUACGUCACCUACAAUUGAUGUAAAUGAGGGUUCAUUAGGAAAGGAUGAACAAAACACUGUACAUUCUGUGAAAAUUGAACCGAUUGCUUGUCGUCGUGUAUUUUAUCAACAACUUUUACCGAAUAAUAAUUGUUCAUCGAAUACAGCACAGUUGGUUGAUUCAUGGAGGAAAGAUUUCGGAGUCACAUUAAUACAUAUCCCGUGGGAAACGUGCAUUGGAUUCUCAGCAUGCCUAAGCCAGUUUUCUUCAAGAAUAGCACCACACACACGGAGAUUAGAUGGACCGAUGACGGGAUUCAUUUCGGGUGCAGUUCCACUGAUCCACUUACCUAACGAUUUGGCGUAAUGUUAUACUCGAAACAUGAUAAUUCUAUUUGAGUGAUAAACUGUCAACGUGAUUUUCUGCUGAUGAGAUAUGAAGAAGGAAACUUACAUGCUUUGUUAUUUCUUGUGAGAGAGAGACAAACGGAAUGUAUUUUGUAUACUUUAGUUUCAAACGUAUUGUCAAUUACCCUUACAUGUUUUUGUACUAUACACUUUCUAAGAAUGGUCAUAUUUUUCUGGGGACCAAAUAACUUAACCGUCAUCUAAGGCUUUUACAGUUUGUCCAUCUAAACAAUAUUGAUAACAGGAUGUAAGAACUGGAUGCUUUGCCAUGCCCAUCGUAAUGGAAGCUAAUCAACAAACUAUGCACAACCAAGCUGAUAUAACCAGCUGAAUAAAAUAACUAAUUUGUAAGCAUAUCCGUUUACUU
This is a messenger RNA of Schistosoma bovis, 1789 nucleotides long. Lineage: Eukaryota; Metazoa; Platyhelminthes; Trematoda; Strigeidida; Schistosomatidae. The record is from the annotation of a GenBank genome assembly.